Drosophila virilis is the source of this 2452-nucleotide messenger RNA. The record is from RefSeq and is a predicted model, not a curated record. NCBI's taxonomy places the organism in Eukaryota, Metazoa, Arthropoda, Insecta, Diptera, Drosophilidae.
AUGAGGUAAGAUCACAAAAAUUAGAAUAAUCAAUAUCUAAUUUUUUUGAUACCUUUUCCCUCUUGUCUGCAAAAAAAAAGUAGCUCUGACUGGAUCAGCUAGACUGCCGCAUUUUAAUUAAAUUAUUGAAAGAGUUUUUAAUAUUCGGUAACGCACAGAAAGCUGUCGAUGUGGAUUGGCUGGCGGAAUGAAUAGUGAUAGGUACUAACCGACACCAACAAAUACUGAUACUUGAGGUUCUUUACAUUUUUUAAUUACCAAUUUGAUGUUGACUCGUAAAUGUAUUAAAAUGUGUUUAUUGAUGGCCUAGGAUAAAUUGAACAACUGACUGAGUGCAUUUUCUGUUAAUAAGGCGGCGGAUACGAAAGCAGUUGACGGUGGGCAGCAGUCCCAGUUAUCAAAGUGGGUCAGCUGUUUUCUUUAGUAAAACAUGUGUCAUUAUUAACGCUUUCAUUAUGGCAUUGCUGCACUGAUUUAGUGUUUAAACGGCAGAUCUCAGCGCUUUUAGUUAGUCCUCAAUUGCAAUUUGUGAGUAGAUGUCCAAGCGGUGCCAACAUGGACUUCUCCACUGUGCUCGAAAAAUGCGGUGACUUUGGGCGAUUCCAACACGUGAUCUUACUGUUGUACGGCUAUACGAAUAUACUCAGCUCCCUGCACUACUUUUCACAAACUCUUAUAACAUUUACUCCAGAGCAUUGGUGUUACCAUGACGACCUCCAGCAUUUGAAUAUGUCAGAAGUUCGCUCGAUAUACGCAAAUAUGACCAAUAAAUCUUGCACAUUAUUGGAGGGAGUGGUCAAUGGAACGGCUGUUGCAGCUGAGACUGGUCAGUGCCAGGAUUGGAUAUUUAAGCGUGAACAAGGCUACGAAAGUGUCACAACUGAGCUCAAGUGGGUUUGCGACAAAUCGCAUCACUCGGCUGUCGGCCAAUCGUUCUUCUUCAUUGGCUCAGUUGUGGGCACCGUGAUAUUUGGAAACCUCUCAGACCGCAUUGGACGUUUGCCAGCAUUGCUGCUGGCCACAAUAGCAGGAGCAUCAGGAGAUUUCCUCACCUCGUUUGUUUAUAGUUUUCCAUUAUUUGCGUUUUCACGUUUUGUUUCCGGACUCUCCACCGAUACCAUGUACUAUUUGAUGUAUAUUUUAGUGUUCGAGUACCUGAGUCCCAAACGUCGCACCUUUGGUCUCAACAUUAUACUCGCCUUCUUUUAUUGCUUCGGAUUGAUGACUUCCCCCUGGGUGGCCAUUUGGAUUGGCAACUGGCGCCACUACCUCUGGCUAGCUUCGUUGCCCGCCCUCGGGGUGCUCGCCUACCCGCUGUUCAUCUGCGAGAGCGCCCAGUGGCUGCUUACCAAGAAGAAAUACGAUCGGGCCGUGAAAUGCCUCAAAUGGGUGGCUAAGUUCAAUGGGCGACAGGUGGAGGACUCUGUAUUCUACGAAUUCGUCAAGCACUACAGCGAAAAGAUUACCGAGCAUCAGAAACUGACAACCUAUGAGGACACAUUCAUGGGAAUGUUCAGAACACCGCAUCUCCGACGCUGCACACUCUCCUUGCUAUUCAAAUCUGUCAUAAUCACACUCUCCUACGAUGUAAUAAACCGCAACAUGGAAGGCCUUGGAACCUCCCCAUUUAAACUAUUCUCUUACACGUCAAUUAACUAUUUACCAGCCGGCUGUACUAUUCUCCUGCUCCAGAACAAUAUCGGCCGGAAGGGCAUGGCCUGUGGUGCGUUGAUGGUGGGGGGCAUUAUCACCACAGUUACCGGCUUUCUAAUUGCCUUCCUGGACCCAAAGGAAAAUGCUCUCCUGCUCGCCAUUAUGAUUGGCUUGGGCCGCUAUGGCGUCACGGUGUCCUAUGAUGCUGAGAUCCAAUAUGCCGCCGAGAUAAUACCAACCAGCGUGAGAGGGCGUGCCCUCUCCAAUAUACAUGUCGUAGGCUUGGCCUCCAACUCGCUGGUGUUCUAUGUGAUCUACUUGGCCAAGUUCUAUAAGCCAUUGCCAUCCAUCUUCAUAAGCUGCUUAAUGUUCCUUGGCGCUGGCUUGUGUCUUACACUUCCGGAAACUUUGAACCAAAAGCUGCCGGAAAAUCUCGCCGAAGCGGAAAGUUUUGUUAAGAAGCAGCCUAGCCUUUACUUUCCAUGGUUUCGCAAAUGUGGAACAAGUUCGGCAAUUACAGUUUAAAGCUUCUAAGUUUGCAUUUAAAAUAAGUAGUUAAAUUUGGUGGACUAAGAAAUAAUAAUUUCAAAUUUGAAAUUUGUUUUGCAACGUGCGGGGUACAUACAUACUGUGUAUGCAUUGUGUGCUGAAAGACGACUUGUAAUUUGCAUAAAUCUUUUAAUUGACAAAUACUAAGGAGAAACUGAUAAGCUUUAAUAUUUGUUUUAAAUAUUAACGACCUUCCUCAGGAUAUUAUCAUAUAUUAUAUCACGUCAAAUUAUAUUCCAAAUCUUAUAUA